This is a messenger RNA of Salarias fasciatus (jewelled blenny), 1841 nucleotides long. RefSeq names its product claudin-17-like. Gene Ontology annotation, cellular component: membrane; bicellular tight junction. Lineage: Eukaryota; Metazoa; Chordata; Actinopteri; Blenniiformes; Blenniidae. The transcript has a single exon. Bases 49 to 735 code for a protein of 228 amino acids. Gene Ontology annotation, molecular function: structural molecule activity. The record is from RefSeq and is a predicted model, not a curated record.
GCUUCAUCGGCCAGACGGCAGACGAGGCUGCGCCGCUCGGCCUGAACCAUGCGGGCCAAGCUGGAGGUCCUGGCUCUGGUCCUGGGCUCCGUCGGCCUGAUGGGGACCGUGGCCAUCGCCGCGCUGCCCACCUGGAGGGUCUCGGCCUUCAUCGGCGCCAAUCUGAUCGUGAUGGAGGAGCUCUGGGAGGGUCUGUGGAUGACCUGCUACAGACAAAUCGACGUCAACAUGCAGUGCAAAGCGUACGACUCUCUGCUGGCCCUGCCCCCGGAGCUGCGGGCGGCCCGGGCACUCACGUGCGUCUCCAUAGCUCUGGUCGUCGUCUCCUUGCUCGUCACCGGCUGCGGGACCCAGAAGAGCAUUUGCUGCAGCGACGAUGUGAGGAUGAAGAACGUGGCCCUGGCUCUCGGGGGAAGCCUGUUCCUGCUCUCCUCCCUGGCCACGCUCAUCCCCGUCAGCUGGGUGGCGCACACCGUCGUCAGAAACUUUUACAACCCCGCCGUGGUGGACGCUCAGAAACGGGAGCUCGGAGACGCUCUCUUUAUCGGCUGGGCCACUUCUGCCCUCCUGCUGAUCACAGGCGUCAUCCUCCUGUUCCAAUACAGCAAGCGCACGUCAAAAGAACAGGUCUUCACUGGAGAGCAUCUCAUGACGGAGAAGGAUGUGAAGAAAGAGGACAGCAUCUACCUGCCAAGGACAGCGUCAAGCUUCCAUAAGAUUCAAGAAUAUGUGUAAACUCUCCUUCAGAGGACGGACUGCAUGUUAAAUAUCCCUAAAGGGUUAAAAUACCAUCUCUGAAAGGUUGAAACUGAAUGAAGUAUGAAUUUAAAAAAAUGACUUUGCGUUUUGCAAUCCUGAUCUCAUCAUCUGUAUCACGCAAACAUGUUUCAGUGUUUCAGCUAUAAUCAUUUGCAUAAAUUUUCAUCAACGUCUGGCAACUGAAGACUGUGGCUGUAUUAUAACGAAAGAGAAAUUAACUUUUUUUUUUGACAUUUUUAAUGUAAUUUUGUCUGACAACUAUCUGUCAUUUUGUUCUUCAUCAUAAUUAUUGGAUAACCAAGUGAACACUUCAACUUCAAAGAAGGUUUGCAUAAAUGUUUGUUCUUGUAUAAUUUUAUUUCUACAAUAAUACAAUCCCAACCUCAAAAAUAAAACUAAUAUCCUGCAAUUCCAGAGUCAUUCUUCCUGCUCCGUCAAGUAAAAUGCACAGAAAGACUCGUAACGAACGAUGUUUUCAAGUGUUCAGAUACAGUCACCUUCAGCAGAGCUGCUGGAAACUGAGCUGUUCAGGCUCAUAAAUGAAACCGAUCCUCCUCAAGUUUCUGUCUGCGACACCUUUUCAUCAGCUCAGGUUACUAAGAGAAGAGCAGGCGCUUUAACGUCUGUGAUCUUCCAUCGGCUUUCAGGCUGUGGGACAGAAAUUUUUAGUUCAAUCAUCAGUUUAACGAACAAUGAUGAAUAAAACACAGUAUUUUAAAACUCAAAUGAACAUUUGUAUCAUAUUUACAAAUCAUUAAUAAAAUGUAUGUUCCAAAUGCUAAAUAUUUUCAUUUUCUUACCAAAAUUAAUUAAGAGACAUAUUACUUUUUCAUAAUUAAAAAGUUUUUAUCUUUGUUUCUCUGACAACUGAUUUUCUUGCUCAUGUCUUCUUAAGCUGAUUUCUGUCUUUAAACUGCAUUUUGUACCUUUAAACAUGCUGCUGACGCCUGUCGUGCUCUACAGCAACACCCACAGUGUGGAAAACAAACGGGGUGCAAAAUUCAGUUUGUGUUUUCACACUUAAUUUUACUGAACAGUGACAGUAAAGGGCAUUAAAAUUUUUCUAAUGCAGAGUUGGCUAA